Molecule: messenger RNA, 2032 nt
Organism: Peromyscus eremicus (cactus mouse)
Lineage: Eukaryota; Metazoa; Chordata; Mammalia; Rodentia; Cricetidae
Gene: Ubqlnl
Product: ubiquilin like
Exons: 1
Biological process (GO): ubiquitin-dependent protein catabolic process
Cellular component (GO): cytosol
Molecular function (GO): polyubiquitin modification-dependent protein binding
Source: RefSeq, a predicted model, not a curated record
UACCCACUAAGGUCUAUGCUGCGUAUCAUCCCUUGAACACCUAGGAUGCCCCAGAGCAGACGUCCUGCAGGCACGCCUGCAGAUGGGAAUAUCUCUCCAAGUGUUAUCCGAGUGACUGUGAAGACGCCAGGCCACCAGAACAGCUUUGCAGUAGCUGGUGACAUCUCCGUGAGUCAACUCAAGGAGAAGCUAUCUGCUCACUUCAGAUGCCAAAUGGACCAACUGGUCCUGGUUUUUAUGGGCCGCCUUCUCAAAGACCAUGACAUACUGAGCCAGAGGGGCAUCACCGAUGGCCAUACCAUCCACGUGGUCAUCAAGUCCGAGCAUGGCUCCAGAUUCCUGCCUCAUUCUUUCCGGAACCUGUUAACCAACAAUCCCUGCCAUCAAGACGGAAGCACCAAAGAAAACAGCAGUAGGGUGUGCCAAUCUGCAGGCACAGGUCAAACCAAAGUGGAAUCAUCCCUCCUCACGGAGUCUGAUGCACCCAAGGUGGGUACUCAAAACCCAGAAGAGGAUAGUUCAGAGCAUAUUAUACAGAUGCUGGAGAAUCUUUGUGUUCAGAGAAUGUUGUCCAGUGUAGCUUUGAUGCGUCAGCUGAUCUCAGAACAUCCAGAUGCACAAGACGUGAUACAGCAGAACUCAGAAGUCUCCCAUCUCCUUGACAAUUCUGAAAUCCUAUGCCAGACUCUGGAGCUGGCCAGGCACCUUGCCAUUAUCCAAGAGAUCAUGCAGAUUUAUCAGCCAGCACAGAACCUUGAGCACCCACCCAACCCACAGCCAUACUUGGGCUUUGAGACAAUUCCAAAUGGGAACAAUGCCCUGGGCCAGAGCUAUGAUUUCAAUGAUCAAAUGCUCAAUGACAUGCAACAUCUUUUAGGGGGCAACUCUUUUACAGCCCUUCUGGCUGGACAAGUACCAGAACAAGUCCAGACUCCUCUAUCCCCACUGCCAUCUGAGGGACAAUGGGACCAACCCCCUACUGCCCAAGUCACUUAUGCUAAUUCUUGUGGUUUAUCAUCAAUCACCCCAACAAAUGCUACUCUAAACAAUUCCAACCAUGCUUCCAAGGAAAAUCCAGCCACAGUCACCACCAAGGGCCAAAGCCAUGUCUGUGCUGUUGAGCAGACAGCUGGGAUUUCAGCCUUACCCUGCACAGCAGUCACUCAGGAGCUUCAGGAAGAUGAUAAGGAUACUACCAUCCCUCUAGGUAGCUCUGACCAGUGGUUAGAGGGAGAUCUCCAGCAGUCAGAUGAGCAGACCAGCUCUCAGAUCACAGGAGGAAUGAUCCAAUUGCUUAGAAACUACCCACAUAUGGCAGCUCAGAUGCUGCUGCUUAUGAAUAUGCCCCAUCAGAACGAACAGUGGAGCCCACAAUCUCCUCCAUCCUUGCAGUCAUCACAACUUUCUGACUUGCUUUUAGCCCUAGCCAACCCCAAAGCAUCACAGGCAAUAUUGCAAAUUGAGCAUGGUCUGCAGCUGUUGGCUACAGAGGCUCCUAUUCUUUUGCCAUGCAUUGAACCUUACUUAUGGGGUCUAGGUUGGCUUUUUCCUUCCAGCUGUAGCAACCCUGAUACAGUGCCUUGGACCCCGAAUGUGCCAGACAUGGCUGAGCCUCAGUGGCCUGAAUGCUGCCCCAAAUCUGGAACAGCCCAGGAGAGAUUACAGCCCCUAUCUGAAGACCCUUCCUGUUCCCUUCCAGCCCCUGAGGUUCGUUUCAGCAAACAGAUGGAACAGCUCCAGGCCAUGGGAUUUGUGAAUUACACUGCCAAUCUGCAAGCACUCAUUGCUACUGAUGGUGACACAAAUGCUGCUAUUCACAAGCUCAAGAGAUCUCAGGGAAUGUAGCCAUCGUGUCUCCCCAUUUGCUUUCUACCUGCAUGUUGACCCAUCUGACCACCUCACCUGCCUUUCCUGAUGCUUCCAACUGGGAGAAGUCCUGGAACAGGAAAAAUCAAUCAAUGCUUGCUCAACUGGAUACUAGAUCACUGGUCAUGGCUGGAAAAUCUGUCAAUAAAGGGCUACACCUACUUCA